AGAAACUCAAACAAACACAAACUUAGGAUGAAUAAAACAAGCAAGGGAGCCGUUUCAAAGGAAUAUCCUACCUACUACUAGUGGUAGAUGAUAGAUCUGUUGCUAAGCGGCAAUCGUAAUUUGCUUCGUGUAUUCACUUUGUUAUAUUGAAUUGGUUGUAUCACAAUGCUCCCUGUGGACUGGUUUUUUGUGGUUGCUGGAGGAAUUGGAGUGAUUCAAUUAAUAGGCUUCUGUUCGUUAGUCAGCAGCUUAUAUGCAGUGACAUUCUUGGCAUUGCUUAGAUAUGUUAUUAUACCUGCGGAUUCUGACAUAGUUCUUUGCUUCUGCAAGCAUUUUGGUAAACCAGUUGAAAGUCUGAAAGGUCAGGUGGUUUGGAUCACUGGGGCAUCAAGUGGCAUUGGAGAGGCUUUAGCAAUUAGACUGGCUAAAGUAGGUGUACGUCUUGCUUUGUCAGCAAGAUCUGUUGAAAAUCUUGAGAGAGUGAAACAAAGAUGCCUAGAAACUGGAGGUGUUACCAAUGAUGAUGUUUUGCUUCUUCCAUUGGAUAUGGUUCAGUAUGACCAACAUCAGCCUGCUUUUGAUGCUGUACUCAAACAUUUUGGAGAGCUUGAUAUCCUUGUGAGCAAUGCUGGUCGCUCCCAGAGAGGCCGUUGGGAGAUGAUUGAUGUGGCUGUAGAUCGAGAAUUAUUUGAGCUUAACGUCUUCUCAUUAAUUGCUCUUUCACGAAUUGCCACUCGCUACUUCCUGAAAAGAGGCCACGGUCACCAUGUAGUCACCUCAAGUACUGCUGGUAAACUUGGAGCCCCUUUGUCAGCCUCAUACACAGGAUCAAAACAUGCCUUGCAGGGUUAUUUUGAAUGCUUACGAAUAGAAAAAGCUGGAUGCGGCUUAGAUAUUACAAUGUUCUGUCCAGGGCCAGUUGAUUCAAACCUUUUGAAAGUUUGCUUCACCGAGCAGAAAGGAGAGGACCUUGGAGAUGUGAAGAGGGGCAAGAAAAUGCCGACUGACCACUGUGCAGACUUGUUUGCAAUUUCUAUUGCUAACAAACUAACUGAAGUCUGGGUGGCCCACCAACCUAUUUUGACCAUGUACUAUAUCAAUCAGUACCUGCCUAUCCUAAUGAAAAACUUUAUGAGAGUACUCCCCAUCAAAUUCAUCAUGAAGCUGCGAGAUGGUCGUACAGAUGUAGUACAAGUAGAUGAAACUGGACCAAAAAAGGAUUAAGCUUGAUGGACCUCCAUAGAAUGCCUCUGCUUCUUCAUUCAUUAUAGAAUGUGGUGCUUUUUGUUGUGAGUGUUACUAGCCAUUUUUAAAAUUUAUGAUAAUUUUUUUAGAUUUGGUUUGUUUUACUGUUUUAUAAUUGUUAUUAUCACAGAAAAUAUAUUCUCAUUUCUGUGUUACUGCUGUAUUGUUUCAUGAAAUUCAAACAUUAUCGAGGUAAGUGCCACACAUUUUGUGUGUGUGAUAUUUUGUUAUUAGACAACUUCAAAUUACAUUGGAGAAAGGGCAAAGCUGAAGACUGGACCAGAUGGAAAUUCAUGGAGGAAAUGCACAAGAGAGAAGCAAGAGUAGAAUUCUUAUCACAUCUGUCCACACGAAGGGAAAAUCUGACAGACAAUACAUCUUGUCAGUUCUGAAUUCUUCAAUAAUUAAUACAGGACAUUCGAAAAAUAGUUUUGGAUAUGUGUUAUCCAGCUAAUGUUUUGGAUACUUGCUACAAAAAACCCUUGAAGAUAUUUGAUGAUAAAAAGAGACAGCAAGACAGAAUUGUGUAAGAACACCUUAUGUUUGCAUUUUUUCACCAGUUUCAAGUCCAUUAAGUCAGUGAAGAUAUUCAUUGCAGAAAUCUUUAUAAAACUAGUCUAUAAAAAACAUGUUUAUAAGAAUUGUCCUUACAGGAGUAGCAAUAUUGUUUUUAAAAUUCCAUGUAUGACUGUGAUUCAUUUUAUUUGGAGAUGACAAGUAAAGAAAUGAAUGUCAGAAUAAAUCAACAUUGAUAUUCAGUUAGGGAUUGCCGAAAGAAUAAUGCUCUUUUUGUACACCUAAGUGAAAAAUCACAUACAAUUGAUUGGUCCCAUAGUAUUAUACAUUAUUAACAAGAUUUAUUUAAUAAUAAUAUCUCAAAAACAUCUUAGAAUCUGCAUUAACAAAUUGAAAUAACAUUGGUUAAAGUUCAGGUCUAUAUGCUCUAGACCCCAUUCUGCACAAGAUGUUGAAAGAUUUAAAUGAGAAAUUGAAGAUUAUCAGUAUAAUUCUUGUUAAUGUUCCUAGCCUCUCCUCUGUUAACCCAAUACUGAGGUAAAUCCAAGACUGCUCUUCCUCACCUGAACAUCAACCCCAAAUAUAAUGACUUCUGUAUGCACUAAAGCACUAAAAUGAAUUUUAGAUAUUUUUUGUAAAACUGUAUUUUUGUUCAAUCUUAUUUUCUAUGUAAUUUCUUUGAGAAUGUCUUAGAAUAAAGACAAAAGCUUUUGCA
Macrobrachium nipponense is the source of this 2476-nucleotide messenger RNA. RefSeq names its product dehydrogenase/reductase SDR family member 7-like. The transcript is spliced from 9 exons. Lineage: Eukaryota; Metazoa; Arthropoda; Malacostraca; Decapoda; Palaemonidae. The record is from RefSeq and is a predicted model, not a curated record. The coding region runs from base 166 to 1224 and encodes 352 amino acids. Gene Ontology annotation, molecular function: oxidoreductase activity.